UUCUUUCCACCGUUUGUUGAGAACCCGAGAAACCCUAACAAGUGUGGAGCUCAUAGCAAAGUCAAUCAAUGAACAACCAUCAAAUAGUAAGUUAUCAAAGACUUAAGCUUGGAAUACCUUAACCCUUGGAACAUCUGAAACCUUAAGCCUCAAAUCCCUCUUUGUUGAAAAUCCUAACCUUUACUCUGUUUUGAAAACCCUAAGCCUUUACUUUCCGUCAAAAACCUUAAGCCUUCACUCUCCAUGAAAAACCCUUGGAAGAUUACCAUAUACCCACCUUGACCCACAAUUUUUCUUCACUUACUGGCAAUAGAAUCUCAUAUAUCUGAACAAUAAUGAAAUCAGUAGUAUAGUGAGAGGCAAUUGCAGCGGGAUACAUCGCAUCAUAAAAAAAUGAGGUGUGUUUUGUCAGAAAAUAGAGCAAUUUGGCCUUAUCGUCCUUGAAGCAACCAAGAAUGGACUGAGAGCAUUAUAACCACACCAGUACAAUGGAGUUUGGAUGGGGUUUAGGAUGUGAGAAUACAUGAAGAAGGGAGUGGGAAGAAAGGAAGGGAAUUUCGGUUUGUUGUGAUGUCCAUCUUCAAGGCACAUGUAGAAGGUCAACUUAAGUCACAGAUGGGGAAUUGUCUCACGGUCUCUUCUGCAAGCGACGUCUCCAAGAAGCGCAAGUCUUUGGCUAUUGAAACCUCCUUCAAGCUUCCUGCUCCGAUGCCCACUUGGCCUCCAGGUGAAGGUUUUGCGGGUGGAACCAUUGAUCUUGGAGGGGGAUUAGAAGUCUGUCAGAUAUCAUCUUUCACCAAAGUUUGGGCAACCCAUGAAGGGGGACCAGAUAACCUGGGCGCCACGUUCUUCGAACCUUCCCCAAUGCCGGAGGAAUUCUGCAUGCUGGGUUGCUACAGCCAGCCCAACAAGAAGCCUCUCUUCGGGUGGGUUCUUGCUGGGAAAGAUAACACAAAUAACCCCUUGGGUGGGGCUCUGAAGAAGCCAAUUGAUUACACCCUUGUUUGGAGCAGUGAGUCCUUGAAAAUUAAGCAAGAUGGCAAUGGCUAUGUCUGGCUUCCCACACCCCCAGAUGGUUAUAAAGCCGUUGGUCAUGUUAUCACAAACUUACCUGAGAAGCCUUCCCUGGAUAAAAUCCGCUGUGUUCGCUCCGACCUUACGGACCUAUGUGAGGCUGAUACGUGGAUUUGGGGACUAGAUAAGGUGGCCAAUGCAAAUGGGUUCAAUGUAUAUGACUUGCAACCCAGCGACAGAGGGGCACAGGCUCUCGCUGUAUCUGUAGGUACAUUUGUGGCACAAAAUGGUGGGGCUGCUUCUUCUUUAUCUCUAGCCUGUUUAAAGAACAUCAGUUCUAAUUUGUAUGCUAUGCCUAAUCUAGCCCAAGUCGAUGCCUUAGUUCAAGCAUAUUCUCCCUGGGUUUAUUUGCAUCCUGAUGAACAAUACCUCCCUUCUUCAGUCUCCUGGUUUUUCCAGAAUGGGGCACUACUAUACCAACAGGGGGAGGAGUCUAAACCUGUCAACAUCGAUCCCACUGGCUCAAACCUUCCCCAAGGCGGAUCAAAUGAUGGUGCCUACUGGUUGGACCUUCCUGUGGAUGCGAAGGCCAAAGAAACUGUCAAGAAAGGAGAUUUACAAGAUUCCAUGACUUAUAUGCAUAUAAAACCUAUGUUGGGCGCAACAUUCACCGACAUUGCCAUCUGGAUUUUCUACCCAUUUAAUGGCCCUGCAAGGGCUAAAGUUGAGUUAAUCAAUAUUUCACUGGGUAAGAUAGGCGAACAUGUGGGUGAUUGGGAGCAUGUGACCCUUAGAGUGAGCAACUUCAAUGGAAAGCUUAUGAACGUCUUUUUCUCAGAGCACAGUUCAGGAACAUGGGUGAACGCUUCCGAGCUUGAGUUCCAAAAUGGUAACAAAGUGGUAAGCUAUGCGUCCUUACAUGGCCACGCCUUCUAUCCGAAGCCCGGACUUGUUUUACAAGGGAGUGGGGCAAUGGGAAUAAGGAAUGACACAGCAAAGAGUAAGAUGGUCAUGGAUACUGGAACCAGGUAUAUAGUAGUUGCAGCUGAAUAUUUGGGCUCUGCAGUAGUUGAACCACCAUGGUUGAACUACUAUAGGAAAUGGGGUCCAAAAAUUAGUUAUGACCUCGCAGCUGAGAUCAAAGAGGUGGAAAAAUUAUUGCCUGGGAAGCUGAAAUCUGCUUUUGAGAAGCUUGUGAAAAGUCUUCCAAAUGAAAUCUUGGGGGAGGAAGGGCCUACUGGCCCCAAGAUGAAAAAGAAUUGGGAUGGGGAUGAAGUUUGAAGGUUCAACUUUAUUAUAUGCGCAUAAUUGCUUUGUGAUGUAAAUCACAAUUAUAAUUUGUUUGGUAUGCAAUUACACUUAAUGACAAGAAACUCUUUAUCAUUUAUUGAAAAUUUGACAUGCUUUCAA
Molecule: messenger RNA, 2424 nt
Organism: Vitis vinifera (wine grape)
Lineage: Eukaryota; Viridiplantae; Streptophyta; Magnoliopsida; Vitales; Vitaceae
Exons: 5
Coding region: 571-2295 (574 amino acids)
Source: RefSeq, a predicted model, not a curated record